AUGGGUUAUUCAGGCAACCCGGGAACUGGUCCCGUAGACCAUGGUGAUGCGAUUUAUGCCAUAGUGGCAUUUGUGGCACUGGCCCUUUAUAAUGCCAUUGAGCUCAACGUCAUCGUCUUUUCCUCGUUUCGACGAUUCAGGGGUCUUUACUUCUGGAGCUUUCUGGCCGCCACUAAUGGUAUUAUACCACACUCGAUCGGUUUCCUCGUGAAAAAUGUCAUCGGGUCGCACAAUUAUGGCAUAUACAUUACCCUCGUCGCCAUCGGCUGGGUACCAAUGGUUACCGGUCAAUCAUUGGUCCUUUACUCUCGACUUCAUUUAAUAUUCUGGAACCAACUCUAUCUUCGGCUGGUCCUUGGCAUGAUUAUCGUCAAUGCCUUUAUCCUCCAUACACCCAUUAUUAUUCUGAUGUACGGGUCAAACAGGUCGCCCAAUAACUCGUGGGUGCAUCCCUACCUCAUUUACGAAAAGAUCCAAGUCACCGUGUUCUUCCUACAAGAACUCAUAAUAUCGGCGAUAUAUAUCAAAUGUUGCUUUUCAUUUUUCGAUGUUCAAGACAGCUUAUAUGGGGACGGGGUGCGCAGGAUGCGCCGCCACUUGUUGUGGGUCAAUAUUCUCGUUAUUCUUCUUGAUAUCCCCAUUCUGUGUCUGGAGUACGCGGAUUACUACGACAUGCAAACGGCAUACAAGGCAUUCGUGUAUAGCGUCAAGUUGAAGUUGGAGUUUAGGAUAUUGAAUAGGUUGGUGGAAAUGACAAACGAGAGGAACAGCGUGGAUCCGUUCCGGGAUAGCUCGAGCUUGCAGAUUGAGCAUGUAUCCUCGGCGUCUACGGCGUGUCAAUCCCGAGGUGGCAAUGUAUGA
Messenger RNA from Metarhizium brunneum ARSEF 3297, 861 nucleotides. RefSeq lists its product as uncharacterized. The record is from RefSeq and is a predicted model, not a curated record. Lineage: Eukaryota; Fungi; Ascomycota; Sordariomycetes; Hypocreales; Clavicipitaceae.